AAUCCUUCACAUCUCUUGCUAAGUCCUGGUUGCUGGCACAUGGAAUUCGUUGUGCAGUUUUUUGCGCUUCUACUCAAAACCAUACUUUGAGCUUGUUGAGGCUUGACGGUUCACAGCCCUUUCAUCAUGGCUUCUUCUUCUGGCAACGAUUUUGGCCAGUACGAGGCCAAGGGUGCUCGUAUCGAUGAAGAAAAGACGUUUGAUGGCGCUCAUCCUCGCCGCUCGAGCGUUGUGGGAUCGGUACGAGAGGUCGGCGAUAACACGCACCGGAAGCUCAAGGGUCGCCAUAUUCAACUCAUCGGUAUUGGAGGAACGAUUGGUACUGCGCUUUAUGUGCAAAUUGGUCGAGGUCUGAUGAACGGCGGCCCAGCUGCGUUGUUCAUCGCCUUUUCCUUAUGGUGCACUGUCAUUCUGGCUGUAACAUUGAGUAUCGCCGAAAUGGUCACCUAUCUUCCCAUCUCCUCGCCCUUUAUCCGUUUUGCUGGACGCUUCGUGGACGAUGCCUUUGGCGUAGCUGCCGGAUGGAACUUUUUCGUCUUCGAGGCUGCCCUUGUGCCCUUCGAAAUCGUGGCUUGUAACGUAAUCAUCGGCUUCUGGAGCGAUGCAGUACCGACCGGUGCUAUUAUUGCAAUCGUCAUUGUUUUAUAUGCUGCGAUUAACAUGAUGGCCGUCAAAUGGUACGGAGAAACUGAAUUCUGGGCCGCCAUUGGAAAAGUGCUGCUCAUCAUCGGUCUCCUUAUCUUUACCUUUAUCUCUAUGUUGGGUGGCAACCCCGCCAAAGACCGAUAUGGAUUCCGGUACUGGAAAGAUCCCGGUUCGUUUACGGAGCUGUACUACGGAGGACAGCUUGGUCGCUUCCUGGGCUUCUUGCAAUGCUUGAUUCAAGCUUCCUUCACCAUUGCCGGACCGGACUAUGUCUCCAUGGCUGCGGGCGAGACAGAAAAUCCACGCAAAGUUAUGCCCCGCGCGUACAAUGCUGUCUUCUAUCGUCUCACGACUUUCUUCGUACUCGGCUCCCUCGCUGUUGGUAUCAAUGUCCCCUACAACGACCCUGAGCUUAUCGCCGCGUUUAAGCUUGGCAAGCCCGGCGCUGCAGCUUCGCCGUACGUCAUUGCCAUGAACCGUCUCCGCAUCGAAGGACUCCCUCACGUCGUCAAUGCCGGUGUUUUGGCUUCCGCCUUCUCAGCCGGUAACUCCUACGUCUACUGCGCGUCUCGCUCCCUGUUCGGCCUGGCACUCGAAGGCAAAGCACCCAAGAUUCUGACAAAGUGCACGAAGCAAGGUGUGCCCUUCUACUGCGUCGGCGUUGUCCUACUCAUCGCCCUCCUAUCCUUCUUGCAGCUUGGGGAGAACUCCGCCGUUGUGUUGAACUGGUUCGUCAGCUUAGUUACCGCCUCUCAGCUGAUCAACUUCAGCGUCAUGUGCUUUACCUUUUUGCGCUUCUACAAGGCGUGUCAAGUCCAGGGAUUAGACCGCAACACGCUGCCAUAUAGGGGCAUUCUUCAACCAUAUGCUGCGUGGUACGGCCUCAUCACAACGUUCAUCAUGACAUUUGUGGGCGGAUACACAGUGUUCUUAAAGGGGUACUGGGACGUUCCGUCGUUCCUGUUCUCAUACCUCAUGGUCUUUCUCUUCCCAGUGCUCUUCUUCGGGUGGAAGAUUUUGAAGAAGACCAAGUGGAUCAAGUCGCACGAGGCUGAUCUUGUGACUGAUCUCGCGGAGAUUGAAGAGUAUCACCGGAAUUAUGUGGAGACGCCUGAGACGAACAAGUUCAAUCGUAUAUUGGACAAGUUGUUCGGUUAGGAGGAUGACAGGUUGAGUCGUUGGUGAUUAUUAGAUCUGGACAUAAGCAACAAGUCAUGCUAUUCGCGUCUAAACAGAGCAAAUUAUAGGGUGUCACCAUUA
Parastagonospora nodorum SN15 is the source of this 1905-nucleotide messenger RNA. RefSeq lists its product as hypothetical. Gene Ontology annotation, cellular component: membrane. The record is from RefSeq and is a predicted model, not a curated record. Lineage: Eukaryota; Fungi; Ascomycota; Dothideomycetes; Pleosporales; Phaeosphaeriaceae. Gene Ontology annotation, biological process: amino acid transmembrane transport. Bases 127 to 1803 code for a protein of 558 amino acids. The transcript is spliced from 5 exons. Gene Ontology annotation, molecular function: amino acid transmembrane transporter activity.